Molecule: messenger RNA, 2302 nt
Organism: Xyrauchen texanus (razorback sucker)
Lineage: Eukaryota; Metazoa; Chordata; Actinopteri; Cypriniformes; Catostomidae
Product: chemerin-like receptor 1
Exons: 2
Coding region: 156-1190 (344 amino acids)
Biological process (GO): complement receptor mediated signaling pathway; inflammatory response; positive regulation of cytosolic calcium ion concentration
Cellular component (GO): plasma membrane
Molecular function (GO): complement receptor activity; G protein-coupled receptor activity
Source: RefSeq, a predicted model, not a curated record
AUGCAGUGUGUGAAGUCAUGUACAAUAUUGCUCAAGAGAGGGAGUAUGACAUCAGCUCUGUAUAAAUGCAAAGGCAUGAUAUCACAUGUCCAAUGAGUACUUCCAUAAUUAUGCUGGAGACAGUUUUAAGCUUGAGGAAUUCAAUGUGACAUGCAAUGGAUUCAACAGAUUUAGAUUUAGAUUUUGAUUAUAUGAAUGUUACCACAAGUAAUUUCACUUAUGAGGACUUUAAUCUCAAAGUCCACACCACAUGUUUCACUGAGGUUCUGUGCCUGUUGUUUCUGGUCAUCAAUGUAUUCAUCUUCUUGCUGGGCAUUGGAGGAAAUGGGUUGGUUAUCUGGAUUGCAGGUUUUGGCAUGAAGAAGUCAGUCAACACUACCUGGUACCUGAGUCUGGCUGUGUCUGACUUCAUCUUCUGCGCCUGUUUGCCUUUUAACAUUAUCUACAGCGCAACUUCGGACUGGACCUUUGGGCUCUUUAUGUGUAAGUUCACGUCCUUUGUUAUGUUCCUCAACAUGUUCAGCAGCAUCUUCCUCCUUGUCAUCAUCAGCGUAGAUCGUUGCGUAGCCGUGAUGUUUCCUGUUUGGGCCCAGAAUCAUCGCACUAUUGGAAAAGCUUCUGUGAUAAUCUUUCUUGCAUGGGUCAUCUCUGUGGGUUUAAGUAUUCCAUCUGCUGUAUUCCGUGAUGUUCAGAAUCAUUUGGGUAUAAAUCAAUGCAUGAACAAUUACACAUCCAGCCAGUACAACCACAAAAUCAUAGCUAUGGGUCGCUUUGUUUUUGGAUUUGUGAUCCCGUUCCUUCUCAUCAUUGUCUGUUACACUGUUAUCAUAUUUAGACUGAGAGCCACACCGAUUGCAAAGUCCAACAAACCAUUUAAGAUCAUGACAGCUCUCAUUUUCACCUUCUUCCUGUGCUGGCUGCCCUACCACACAUUUGUGCUAAUCGAACUGAAUCAAAGUGUUCACACUGAGACCAUAGUGCAUGGGCUGAAAAUUGGCACCAGUGUAGCUGCUGCAAACAGCUUCUUAAACCCCGUUUUAUAUGUCUUCAUGGGUAAUGACUUCAGGAGGAAAUUCAGGGCCUCAAUCUUAUCAAAGAUUGAGAAUGCCAUAGGAGAGGACGGGCGAACAAUGAGCCGCUACUUAUCUCGCUCCAGCUCAGUGGAUGCCAAAGUGUCCACUCGUAUCUAAAGUGGCAACUGAAAGUAAUAUAUAAUGAUAUUUUCAGUGACGUAUAGAAAUAAAGCAAACUUUGUAAUUGUGCACAAUGCAAAUGGAUUACUGAUGCAGAACUGUUCGACUAGUGGUCCUUACUACUUUUUAAUACUUAAUAACAUCUUUGUUUUCAUCCAUUUAAUGAUUUUCACAAUCAUUUUUGUAAUUUCUACUCAAUUUUAUGAGUUUUUGGAAUUUCAACUAGAAUUUACCAGUAAUUAAAAUCAAAGUGGUUAAGAAGUGUAACAUAAUAAUUGCUGUACAGUAUGUUCUAACUUUGUCAACACUUAAAGGUGCAUUCAGUAAUUUGGGGCUAAUUACAUUUUUUUUUUAACAAAUUCAUUGUGUUUUUGUAAAGAGUGAUCUGAAUGGUGUACACUCACAUGAGAUGAAAACUGUACUCAUAAUAGUUUUCUAUUAAAAGAGAUUUUAUUAUUAAUGUGUUUUGCUAUGUUGAAAUGACAUGGUCUGCUGUGUUUCACUAAAUGUUGAAGAAGAAAAUCCUUGCGCUCAUUGACUGCCGCCUAUAUAGAUUCACGUGUCUAUGUUAGCGCAAUGUUGUUUGGUGAUGUGAAGAGUGAAAUGAACAUACUUAUUGUGCUUUAGAAGUGGAGACAACAGGGGAUUCAGCCGCUUUACUGCCAAAGAAGUGAAAAAUUCCGAAGCAAGAAGACAGAAAGACUGGCAAAGACAAAAAACUAGAGUAAACAUCGGUACAUCGGCAUACACAAGGUGGAAAGAUUUGAUGAUGGAGUAAAAACAUAAUGAGUAAUGAUGCUGAUGCUGCUUUUGUUUUGUUGGACAGGUCAGAUACAAUUUAUUUUAUGAUACUAAAAUAGUAUCAGUGGAAUUAAAGAAAAAGUUUCACUCAAAAUGUUUUUAAUUAUGUGUGUAGUCAACGUAUGUUUAAAAAUUUAAGGCAACAGUUAAACCUACGUUCCCAAUUUAUUGGAUUAAAAUUUUGUACAGUGUAUCUUUAUAACCACAAUUUCUGUCUAAUAAACAUUUACUAUGCCUUAAUCAUCCCCAUCUUCAAGUGUUAAAUCGAUUUGUCUCCUUUGUUCAGAGUAGUAAAAGCUAGUUAUACA